AUGUCCUUUCACGGCGCCGACCAGCAUCGCUAUGGCCAGGUGCCGCCCGUCCAGUACCCCGUCGGUCAGCACCCGGACCAGCAAGCGGUCCGAAGGAGCGCCAGCUUCGUCGACGGCGACGACACGCCUUACCACCGCCUUCCGCCCUCCCAGCCGCCCGCCCAGGACGAGCUGUUUCUCUCCAACCCAUCCGCUCCCCCUCACGGUCGGCCACACUUUGGUUCCGCCGACAGCGCUUUGCCAAACUACCAUCCACAUCAGUAUCCCUACCAGUCCAUGGCGCCCCAGACGUCGUACAACCCGCAAGCGUUCGCCCAACAACCUGCUGUCGACUUCCAGCGCUCCCAGUCGACUUCUCUCCCCUAUCACCCGCAUCCCUCCUCUCAGUACGCGAGCCAGGACCUCGGCUCGUACGGCGUGUCCCCGCCGGCCGCCUAUGCGCCCUCGGCAUACAACCCGGCCGCCUACGCGGCCACGACGGCAGUCAUUCCCCAGCGCCACCCUACCUAUCACGGCUAUGGCCAUGAGCAGGCCUACGGAGCUUCGGUUGGUUCCGGGAUGCCAUCCUACGGAGCCUUUCAACAGCAGCUGUCUCCCACCGCUUUCUCGCCCGACUACCAGAUGCCCGGCCAGGUGCCCACCCCUUCCCACGCGCAGGCCCCCACCUACGAGCCGUCUCCGUACGCAUCGGCGCCGUACCCUACCUACGAAUCGCGCGUCGAUGAGCAGAAUACCGCACCGUAUCCGACCGGCCCCGACGCCUUCUAUCCCUCGAUGUCGCAGAUGCCAGCCGGCCCGGCCUACCAAGCCAGCGACGAGGCCGCCCACUACAGCCGUCCUUCCAUAUCAGGGUCGCAGACGCCGCCUCGGGCCGCCGCGCCGCUGCAGUCUCCGUCACCGACUGGCUUGCAACGGCACCCGACCAAUGCGCCGCUGCCACGACGGCCCGUCGAGAAGCCGGCGGAGAGGCCAAUGGCGGACGUGCCGGAGGAGGAGCCCUACUGGGACGAGGCCGGCCGCCCCCUGCGCUCCGACUGCGCCGAGGAGCACGAAACGUCCGAUAGCAUCAUGCAGGAACUCGAGGCGGAGCUGAGUGCGGCGAGUCUCAUGCGGAAGAAGUCCUCACCGGCCAACGGGCAGCCGCCUGGCCCGCCGCCUGGCCCGCCGGUUGAACCGCUGCGCUUUCAGAGCCCCGGCGCCAGGGCCUCCCACUCUCCGUCCGCAAGCCUCGUAUCCCCUCGCCAUGUUGUUCACAACGACAAAUACCACGACGUCGACGACGACGACGACGACGAUGACGACGACCCAGAGGGCACCGCUGGCGUGUUGGCAAUGCAACAGGCCGAGUUGGACGACCGUCGGUUCAGCAACAACGCUUUCGCCUUUCCCGGCGAGCCGCCGGCCCGUCUUGCCUCCAACCCGCUACCCCCUGCUCCGGAGGAACAGGAAGCCGAGUCCAGCGACGGCGAAAUUGGCCGAGGCACCGUCGACCUCGGCAUGUUGAGUGGCGGAUACGCCGGCCAUCUGGCAUACGGGGCCGAGGUGGGAACCCAGUCAGCUUCUUCGUCCACCGCAGACGCCCGCCGCCGGCCGCUGCCGACGCCGAGCUACUACAACUCGCUCCGUGAGAGCUACGAUAGCACGCAGGCCUUCGACAACGCCGAGGUCGACUACGGCGAUACCGGCGGUCUGCAGCCGGCGCUGGAGAAGCGGAUGAGCUUUGAAGAAGGCCACGAGGAGAGGGUCUCGGUUCACUCGCUGACGAGCGACGCCGAGUCUCCGGGCAAGGACGACUACCAAGACCUCUUCUACCACCCGGGUCUGACCGGGAACAGGCCGCUUCCGGCUUUGCCGCCGGGCCCCGGCUCUGACAGCAGUUCGAUGCUCUCCGCUCACAACAGCCUUCGAUCCCAGGGCCAGCACCAGCAUUCCAUGAGCGCCGAUGCGCGCUACUACCAAGCCGAAGGGCCGGAAGCGUACCGUCAGGCCGGCGCUCAGCAGUUGCUGCAGCCGGAAAGGUCCAUCUCGCUCUCCGGUUACAGCCAUACGCCCCAGGUCCUGCCGCCUGCGCGUUCGAGGACAGACGCGACGGAAGAGCGCAAGAAGAUGACGAGGCAACAGCAAGUCUCUUCGCACCACGGAACGCCCUUGUCCGAAUGCGAGUCGCCCGCCAGCGCUACCGGCGGUGCGUUCGACAGCAUCACGCUGCCGAGCGGACGGAAGAAGAAGUUCGUGCCGUCGAAGCUGACCUCGUCCGACUUCCGCAAAUGCGCCGAGCCGUGGGCCCUCGGCGGCAUCGAGGCUUGGGUGCGCUUCAUGGGCGAGGGCGAGAUCGAUCUCAGGGGGAAGACGAUCGAGGAGGCCAUCACCAAUCUGUUCACCUUCAAGGUGCCCACCAUGAACGUAACGGAUGCCGAGAUGCUCAGCGCCCAGGUCGUCAAGGUCAUGCUCGCCUCCAGCACCCUCCUGCCAGACGAGGAAUGGGUCAAGUUCGGCGACGGGCACAUCUCCGGCGUCCUCUGGCAGCUGAGCGGCUCGGGCUGCUACGCGCCCAAGCUCCACGACGUCGACGUUGCUGGUCGCUGCUACUCUCACCACUGCACGCGGACGUUGAAAAAGGUGGACCUCGACGACCUCUCGCCGGACGACGCCAAGGGCGAGGCUUGGAACGUCUUCUACAGCCUCACCAAGGAAGAUUGGGAGUCGAAGCCGAAGAAGGAGGUGGAUCGGCAGAACAUCCUGCACGAAAUCGUCACGGGCGAGGAGAACUACAUCAAGCAGCUCGACAUAUUCCGCACCCUCUACCGAGACGACCUGCGAGCGCGGAAUCCUCCGGUGAUCCAUCCCGACAAGCGUGACAAGUUCCUGGGCGCCGUCUUCGGGAAGCUCGACACGGUGCUGCGCAUCAAUCGCGAGUUCCUCUUGGCCCAGCUCAAGUAUCGGCAGAACGAGCAAGGGCCGUGGAUCGUCGGCUUUAGCGACAUCUUCCGCGAGUGGAUUCGCAAGGCCAAGUCGGACUACGUCGAAUACGCAACCGGUUAUCCGCGUGCCACCUACAUGGUCCGGAAGGAAGCCGAUCGAAACAUUCUGUUCAAAAAGUUCCUCGAGGACCGGCAGAAGCACAAGUCGUCGCUGAAGCAGGACUGGACCCAUUUCCUCAUCACCCCUCUGCAGCGUCUCCAGCGCUACAUCCUCCUUCUGGAGAGCGUGGAGCACAAAAUGAUUGGCGACAGUGAGGAGAAGGCGAACCUGCAAAAGGCCAUCCAGGAGAUCAAGACGGUGACUCACGAGUGCGACGCGAAGGUGGCCGAGACGAACAAGAGGGUGCAGAUGAUGGAGCUCGAUCGCAUGCUCGUUCUGCGGCCGGGCUUCCAGUCGGUCCUGAACCUCGACCAUCUCGGUCGAGUCCUCAUCAUGGAAGGCGAGCUGCAGAGGAUGGGCUCCAAGGGCAUGCGUUGGGUGGACACGCAUGCGCUGCUUUUUGACCACUACCUGAUCCUGGCCAAGGUUCUCCCCCCCAAGGAGAACAGGGGGGAGAAGAAGUACGAUGUCUCGAGAGAGCCGAUUCCCAUGCCGUUGCUGUUCCUCGAGAGCAUGACCGACGAGCCGCUGAUGAAGCAAAAGGGUAUCACGGCACCCCUGGGCCGGACGACGAUAGCCUCGGCAUCCACCACACAGCUCAGCAAGGUGACCAGUAACGGCGCGGUGCGGCCGGGGAUGGAGCACACGGCUACCAGCUCGUCGAUGGCCUCUCUGGCUCCAAGCACGUCCAACGAGUCCGAGGGCAAGAUCCUGUACCCCUUCAAGAUCAAGCACCUCGGUCACGACGUCUACACGUUGUACGCGUCGUCAGCACGAGAUCGUAUGGAUUGGUGCACUCGCAUCGUCCAGGCAAAGACGAGGCACGCCAAGGCCUUGUUUUCUCAAAAUGCCGAGCCUUUCCGGCUUCGCGUCCUCGCCGAUGUCUCCUUUCACUACGACACCAGCUCACCGUACGCAAGGUUAUCCGGCGUUCCCGUCGAGGGCACCCCGCUGGACCGGGCCAUCAAGGACCUUGAAAAGAUCGUGGGCUCCGGUCAGGGCAUUGCGCCGGUGUGCCGGGCCCAGGUCAACUGCGCAGCAGGCUUUUCAGCCUUUGGCAGGUCGCUGAUCGCAAUCGGCACCGACUACGGCGUCUUUGUCUCCGACCCAGCCGAGCCCCGAGGAUGGCGUCGGGCGAUUCAGGUCACGCGCGUCACUCAGAUAGCUGUGCUCGAGGAGUUCUCCGUGUGCCUCAUUAUCGCGGACAAGUCGCUCAUCUCGUACCCGCUCGAGGUCGUUGCCCCGACGGCGGAAGUCGCUCCGCCGGUCAACGACAACUCGCGACGGGCGCCCCAACGGCUUGCCAAGGACGUCACCUACUUCGCGACGGCACGGAUGAAGGAUCGGAUGCUGGUGUUUUACAAGCGCAAGGAGGGUCUGCACACGUCCUUCAAGGUGCUCGAGCCGAUCCUGCACAAGACGUCGGAGAAGAAGUCGCGGCUGUUCGGCGGCCGCAAGGGCAGCGCCGGAAGCACCGAGUCGUUCCGCGACUUUGACGAGUUUUACCUGCCGACCGAAUGCUACUCCCUCAGCCUCUUCCAGACGUACAUCGCGGUGGCGACGGCCAAGGGGAUCGAGAUGCUCACUCUGGACAAGAAGCAGACCAUGUCAAUACCGGACAUCAAGGCGCCGUCGAUAGCGAACAUCAUUUCGCGGAUCCGCGACCAACGUCCGUUGGGCAUGUUUCGGCUGAACGACAACGAGUUCAUCUGCACGUACGAAGACUGCGCCGUCUACGUCGACAAGCACGGCGACAUCAGCCGCACGCUCAUCAUGGAGUACACGGGCAAGCAGAAGAAGGCGAGGGGCGCGAGCAUGUACGGGCAGUAUCUACUGCUCUUCAACGAGGACUACGUCGAGGUGCGCAACGCCGAGAACGGGCGGCUGCGGCAGAUCAUCGCCGGCCGCGACGUCCGGGUCAUCGACUUUGGCAUCCGAGGUCCGACGGGCGGCAACGCGGCGCAGUCGCAGCUCGCGUUCGGCCAGAACGGGCAGCUGCAGACGGCGGGAGAGACGUCCAAGGGGACGGUCAAGGUGGCCAUGUGCCACCCUGAGCUGCAAGGCAGGCAGAUCGUGCUGGAGAUGCUCCUCAACGACGGCCAUGCUGAGUAG
Drechmeria coniospora is the source of this 5193-nucleotide messenger RNA. RefSeq names its product Rho guanyl nucleotide exchange factor. Gene Ontology annotation, molecular function: guanyl-nucleotide exchange factor activity. The record is from RefSeq and is a predicted model, not a curated record. The coding region runs from base 1 to 5193 and encodes 1730 amino acids. The transcript is spliced from 3 exons. NCBI's taxonomy places the organism in Eukaryota, Fungi, Ascomycota, Sordariomycetes, Hypocreales, Ophiocordycipitaceae.